Messenger RNA from Corticium candelabrum, 459 nucleotides. RefSeq lists its product as uncharacterized. The coding region runs from base 19 to 360 and encodes 113 amino acids. Gene Ontology annotation, biological process: mitochondrial translation. NCBI's taxonomy places the organism in Eukaryota, Metazoa, Porifera, Homoscleromorpha, Homosclerophorida, Plakinidae. Gene Ontology annotation, cellular component: mitochondrial small ribosomal subunit; mitochondrion. The transcript has 2 exons. Gene Ontology annotation, molecular function: structural constituent of ribosome. The record is from RefSeq and is a predicted model, not a curated record.
UGAUUUCCCGUAUAAAAGAUGGGAGACGCUCAGACGUUCGCUCGCAAUACAGGAAGGAAGCUGUAUCAGAUAGUUUAUGCAUUGCACGGUUUUGGAAUCGGUCGCAAGGUAACACGGACGAUAUGGAAGAAGUCCCCCGAUGAUAAUGUUGCAUCGUUCUGGACGAUCACCAAGAUCCGACCAUACAGAGAUUUGAGAAGAAUAAGAGCAUGGGGAAUCCUCACGUGGCAGGGAGUACCAAACCCUCAAGAAAAGAAAAUACGAAGAUGUCUGAAGAGGCAGUGGAUUCUUCUUGAAAGAGAUUUUAUGGUUAAAACUAAUGAUAAAAUAGAAUGUAAACAAACAGAGUCAGAAGUUUAAAGUUACACUCUGUGCCAUUUUCUCUUCUUUAAAAUUAAGCUUUGUUCACCAGUUUGAUCAUUGUCAUACAGACUAGACUGUUUAUUGUUUUUGAUCCAU